Messenger RNA from Patella vulgata (common limpet), 7291 nucleotides. RefSeq names its product chromodomain-helicase-DNA-binding protein 4. The transcript has 42 exons. The coding region runs from base 152 to 6262 and encodes 2036 amino acids. Gene Ontology annotation, biological process: chromatin remodeling; negative regulation of transcription by RNA polymerase II. Gene Ontology annotation, molecular function: chromatin binding; ATP-dependent chromatin remodeler activity; ATP hydrolysis activity. Gene Ontology annotation, cellular component: chromatin; nucleus. NCBI's taxonomy places the organism in Eukaryota, Metazoa, Mollusca, Gastropoda, Patellidae. The record is from RefSeq and is a predicted model, not a curated record.
ACCUUGCGCCAAAUGCACUGCUGGGGUCGGUCUGCCGGUAUCAACACCCAAAAAUUUCGUCAAAGUUGAUUGACCUGGCAAGUUUACACUCUGAUACAGACCACAAUCUUACCGUUAUAUAUUUAGUUUCCAAUCACUGUCACCAUAUAACAUGGCAGGCGGUGGUAGGAAAGACGAGGAAGAAGACGAAAGCAUGGAAUUUGAAGAACAAGAAGAAAUAGAUCUGCCUUUUUCUUAUGUUCCAAAUGCUGAGACUUCAGGGGCGGGGCAUGCACAUUCCCCUUUCCCCCAAGAUGACGAAUUAGCAGAUGAGGUUACAGAAAAGAAAGCAAGAAAAAGAAAGGGUAAAGAUGGAGAAAGGAAGAAGAAAUCUAAAAAAUCAAAGAAAAAGAAAGAUGAAUUUGAGGUACAACAAGAUAGUGGUGAAGCUUCAGAAGGUGAAGUAGCUACUCCUGAACCACCAAAAUCAAAGGAAAAAAAGAAAAGAGGAAGAGUUGAAGCAAAUGGAUCUGAAGAAAUGUGUAUUGCUAAUGGUUGGGUAAAUCCUGAUCUAGAGUUUACAGAUGAAGAUUAUCAGACCAUCAAUAAUUAUAAACUAUUUAGUAAUCAAGUUAGACCAUUGAUUAUUGAAGCUAAUCCAAAGCUAGCAGCAGCUAAAGUGGGAAUGCUUUUAGCUGCUAAAUGGAAAGAGUUUAAUAUUUGUGUUAAAGAAAGAAGACCAUCCGGUGCUAGUCCUCCUGAUCCCCCAGCAGCAAAACCUAUAGUAAAACCAAUGGUGAAAGAAGUUGAAGAGACAGAACUAUCAAUAGCAGCAGAAGAAGAUGAUGGCGAUGCUGAUGAUGAUUAUGAAGAUGAGGAAGAGAUCUCUCCCAAACCAAAAAAAGGAAGAGGGAAAAAAGCUGUAGCACCACUAAAGAUAAAAUUGACAAAGAAAAAGAAACGUAGAAAGAAUAGCUCUGAUGAAGAUGAAAAUGCUGGUUUUAAUACUAGUGAUGAAGAGUUUGAAAGACAACUAGAAGAAGCAGCAUUACUUAACGAAGGUGGUGGCGCAGAUGCUGAUGCUCCUAAAAAACGAAAAACCAAACGAGGUCGUGGUAAAAAGAAGAAACGACAGAUGGGUAAAAAUACAGAUCCAGAUGCCGAAGGUUAUGAGACUGAACAUCAAGAUUAUUGUGAAGUUUGUCAACAAGGAGGAGAAAUUAUUCUUUGUGAUACAUGUCCAAGAGCCUACCAUCUUGUUUGUUUAGAACCCGAGUUAGAAGAAGCACCCGAAGGCAAAUGGAGUUGUCCCCACUGUGAAGUUGCUGGUAACCAGGAACAAGAAGAAGAUGACCACGCUGAGUUUUGUCGUGUUUGUAAAGAUGGCGGAGAGCUACUUUGUUGUGAUCAGUGUCCGUCAGCUUAUCAUCCAUUCUGUCUAAAUCCACCAAUCAAAAAUAUCCCUGAUGGUGACUGGCAAUGUCCAAGAUGUUCGGCUGUACCUUUAAAGGGUAAAGUUCAAAAAAUUUUAACAUGGCGUUGGGUUGAACCCCUCAAAAAUGAUGAUGAACUAGAUCAUACACAUCCUGAUUCUGAAAAGACAAAAGGAAAGGCACCAAGAUUAAGAGAGUUUUUCAUCAAAUGGCAUGAUCUAUCUUACUGGCACACCAGUUGGAUAUCAGAACUCCAGCUUGAUGUUUAUCACCCAGCUACUUAUCGUUGUUAUAUACGUAAAUAUGAUAUGGAUGAACCACCACCAUUAGAAGAUGGCAGUUCUUAUGGAGAAAAAUUAAAAGGAGAUGAUCCUCAUAAUUUAGAAGAGAGAUACUAUAGAUAUGGUGUCCGACCAGAAUGGCUACAGAUUCACAGAAUUAUUAAUCACAGAGUUGCUAAGAAUGGAAACAACUGGUUUUUGGUAAAAUGGCGAGAUCUGCCAUAUGAUAAUGCUACCUGGGAAGAAGAAGAUUGUGAAGUUUUGGAGUUCAAGAAAUAUGUAGAUGAUUAUUUUGAUUUGAGAUCUAUUAUGUUUGGUGAUAAAAGAAAUGGUGGUAAGAAGUCUGGUAAAGGUGGUAAGAAAUCUAAUCGUGAUAGAGAAUUAUCAUCUAAAAUACCACCUUCUAUACCUGUUGUUGAUCUAAAGAGACAGUUUGAUGAACAACCCAAUUAUAUAGAUAAAACAGGAGGUACUAUCUAUCCAUAUCAGUUGGAAGGUUUAAACUGGUUACGUUAUUCCUGGGCCAAUAAUACUGAUACUAUAUUAGCUGAUGAGAUGGGUCUAGGUAAAACUAUACAGACCAUUGUAUUCCUUUAUUCUCUGUAUAAAGAGGGACACUGUAAAGGACCUUUUCUUGUUAGUGCUCCAUUAUCUACUAUUAUUAAUUGGGAGAGAGAAUUUGAAUUUUGGGCACCUGAUCUCUAUGUUGUUACAUAUGUUGGUGAUAAAGAUUGUCGUACUGUUAUCAGGGAACAUGAAUUUUCAUUUGAAGAAGGUGCUGUAAGAGGAGGAGCUAAAGCAUCCAAGAUGAAGGAAGGAUUUGGUGUCAAGUUUCAUGUUUUGCUAACAUCAUAUGAGUUGAUUAGUAUUGAUAGUGCUUUAUUAGGUUCAGUUGAUUGGCAAGUGUUGGUUGUUGAUGAGGCUCACAGGCUGAAAAAUAAUCAAUCAAAGUUUUUCCGUAUAUUAUCUAACUACAAGAUAGGAUAUAAACUGUUAUUGACUGGUACACCAUUACAGAAUAAUCUAGAGGAAUUGUUUCAUCUUCUAAAUUUCCUUACUCCUGAAAAUUUCAAUGAUCUUCAAGUCUUUCAAAAUCAGUUUGCUGAUAUCUCUAAAGAAGAUCAAGUCAAGAAAUUACAUGAUAUGUUAGGUCCUCAUUUACUGCGUCGUCUUAAAGCUGAUGUAUUAAAGGGCAUGCCAUCAAAAAGUGAAUUUAUUGUUCGUGUUGAGCUUAGUCCAAUGCAGAAGAAAUAUUACAAGUAUAUUUUAACCAGAAAUUUUGGUGCUUUAAAUACUCGAGGUGGAUGUCAAGUAUCUUUACUGAAUAUCAUGAUGGAUCUUAAAAAAUGUUGUAAUCAUCCAUAUCUUUUCCCUACAGCUGCUGUGGAUGCUCCCAGAUUACCAAAUGGUGCUUUUGAAGGAUCUGCUUUGAUAAAAGCAUGCGGUAAACUGGAGUUAAUGUCCACAAUGCUGUCACAAUUACAUAAACAAGGUCAUAGAGUUCUAAUCUUCUCUCAGAUGACGAAAAUGUUGGAUAUAUUGGAAGAUUUUCUAGAAGCAGAAGGUUAUCAUUACGAGAGAAUUGAUGGUGGUAUUACAGGAGCAAAUAGACAAGAUGCUAUUGAUAGAUUUAAUGUGCCAGGUGCAAAGGCGUUCUGUUUCCUGCUAUCAACAAGAGCUGGUGGAUUGGGUAUUAAUUUAGCAACAGCAGAUACAGUUAUUAUUUAUGAUUCCGAUUGGAAUCCACAUAAUGAUAUUCAGGCCUUCAGUAGAGCUCAUAGAAUUGGACAAGCUAAUAAAGUCAUGAUAUUCCGAUUUGUAACAAGAGCUUCAGUAGAAGAGAGAAUUACACAAGUUGCUAAAAAGAAGAUGAUGUUGACACAUUUGGUUGUACGACCAGGUUUAGGUAACAAGGGUGGUGCUAUGUCUAAAAAAGAGUUGGAUGAUAUUCUGAAGUUUGGUACAGAGGAACUUUUUAAGGAUGAGGAAGGUAACAUGAGCUUGGGUGAUGAAAAUCGUAUUGUAUAUGAUGCUUCAGCUGUAUCUAAACUAUUAGAUAGAUCACAAGUUGGUAUGGAAGAGAGAGAAAUGGCUAUGAAUGAAUAUCUUAGUUCAUUUAAAGUGGCUAGUUACACUGUUAAAGAAGGGGAAGCAGAGGAAGAACCAGAGACAGAAGUAUUAAAACAGGAAGCUGAACAUGCUGAUCCAGCUUACUGGGAGAAAUUAUUACGUCAUCAUUAUGAACAACAACAGGAAGAUUUAGCCCGUACAUUGGGUAAAGGUAAACGAGUACGUAAACAAGUCAACUAUAAUGAUGCAAUGAAUACUCAAGAUGAAGAAGCCUGGAAAGAAAGUGUUUCAGACUUUGAUUCCGAUUUCAGUGGUCAUUCUGGCGACAAUGUACAUGAUGAAGAUGAUGAUGAUUUUGAAGACAGAACUGAUUCUCGUAACAGAUCGCGUAAAGGUAACGAAAAGGAUAGACCAUUACCUCCUUUAUUGGCUCGUGUCAACGGUCAAAUUGAAGUUCUUGGUUUUAAUGCUCGACAGAGAAAGGCUUUCUUAAAUGCUGUUAUGAGAUGGGGAAUGCCACCACAAGAUGCUUUUAACUCACAAUGGUUAGUUCGUGAUUUACGAGGUAAAGGUGAGAAGGUGUUUAAAGCCUAUGUUUCGUUGUUUAUGCGACAUCUUUGUGAACCAGGGGCUGAUAAUUCGGAGACCUUUGCGGAUGGUGUACCAAGGGAAGGAUUAUCUAGGCAGCAUGUGUUAACAAGAAUUGGUAUAAUGUCAUUAGUUCGAAAGAAGGUUCAAGAAUUUGAAGCUAUAAAUGGUACACACAGUAUGCCAUAUAAAAGUGCUAUGGAGGCUGUCGAGAAAUUGAAGAAAGAGAAAGAAAGGGCUAGAGAAGAAAAAGAAAAAAGAGAUGAAGCAGUUAAAGAAGAAGUGAAAAAAGAAGGUGAAGAAAGUAAAGAUGUUGAAAAAGCAGAAGCCAAAAGUGACGAAAGCGAAGUUAAAGAGGAAGAAGGUGAAGAGGUUAAAAAGGAGGAGGAUAGCGAAGUUAAAAAAGAAGAAGAAGGCGAGACCAAGGCAGUAGAAGAAAAAGUUGAAGAAAAGACGGAAGAAGCCAUGGAAACAGAUGAAAAAAAGGAAGAACCUGUAUCGGAAGUAAAAGUAGCAACGAUGGAAACAAAGGAAACCAUAGAAGAAACCAAAGAAGAAACUCCAACAGAAGCUGUAAAAGAACAAAAGUCUGAAGAUGAAAAGACGGAAGAGGAAAAGGUUGAUAAGGUUGAAGAAAACCCUAAAGUAGAAGAGGAAGAAGAAAAGGUUACAAAAGAAGAAACAAAGGAAGAAAAAAUGGAAACAGAUGAAGUCAAACCCGAAGAAAAUAAAAAUGAGGAGAAAAAAGAAUCAUCAGAAGUUACAGAUAAAUCUGAGGAGGAAAAAAUGGAAAAAGAUGAGAAGGAAAAAGAAAAGCCAGAAAGUGAGAAAAAAGAUAAAGAUACUAAAAUUGAAAAAGAUAAAGAUACAGAGACCAAAAGUGAAAAAGAUAAAGAUAUCAAAAGUGAUAAAGAUAAUAAAAGUGAAAAGGAUGAGAAAAUGGAAGAAAAAACUGAAGAGGGUUGUCAGAAAUUUAUGUUUAAUAUUGCGGAUGGUGGUUUUACAGAAUUACACACAUUGUGGCAAAAUGAACAAAGGGCACUACUGCCAAAUAAAGAACAUGAAGUAUGGCACCGUCGCCAUGACUACUGGUUAUUAGCUGGUAUUGUAACUUAUGGUUAUGGUCGAUGGCAAGACAUACAGAAUGACCCUAGAUUUCAAAUUAUCAAUGAACCAUUUAUUAGUGAACAAGGCAAGGGAAACUUCUUGGAAAUCAAAAAUAAAUUUUUGGCUCGACGAUUUAAGUUACUGGAACAAGCUCUUGUUAUUGAAGAACAACUAAGAAGAGCUGCUUAUCUCAACCUGUCACAAGAUCCAGCACAUCCUGCUAUGGCACUUAAUGCCAGAUUUGCUGAAUUAGAAUGUUUAGCUGAAAGUCAUCAGCACUUAUCUAAGGAAUCUCUAGGUGGUAAUAAACCUGCUAAUGCUGUUUUACAUAAAGUGCUAAAUCAGUUAGAAGAGUUACUGAGUGAUAUGAAACAAGAUGUGGCUCGUUUACCAGCUACAUUAGCUCGUGUUGCUCCAGUUACACAAAGAUUACAGAUGUCUGAAAGGCAUAUAUUAAACCGUUUGGUUAAUCCUAAUCAACAAAGUAUUGGACAAUCUGUAUCAACCUCUAGUGCUGCAACUACAUUUAUUCAAUCACCUUCCACCAGUUCUACUCCUUCAACAUUAUCGAAGUCAGGAUUUUCAGCUCCCUCAUCAUCUGGUGGCUUUCCUCCUGGUCUAGCUGGUCUGCCAGGUUUUAGUAUGUCUUCUUCUAGCUAUACACAAGGUCCAUUGGCUAUGGGCUAUCCAUUGAUGUCCAUGUUGCCAGGUCAAGGUGCUGGCCCAUCUACUAGUCGUGUACCAAGUGCUACACCCAGCCCUGCCCAUAAGUCAUCAACACCCACCCCAGAUGCAUCGGGCUGAGAUAAUUAUGAUAGAAUCUGCAGGCGUUGAAGAUCUAAGUAAGAAGUCGAGUUCUAAAAAAGAAGUCAUUUGUUUAGAUGAAUAACUAAAUCAACAUUAAUAUAUUGUAUAUAUAGUAGUCAUUAGAAUAUCAUUAUUUGUAAAUAUCAUAUAGACGUGAAAUUUUUUUUUUUCACAUAAUGUUACACCAUUCUUAGCUUUAAAAGUUUCUACUGGUACUUAAUACAGUACUAUAACAAAAAGAAACUAUUCAACAGUCUGUUUUAAAUAAAACAAUAGUGUGCAAAAUAUGAUUCUGUAUAUUGCUUAAUCAUUUGUGUUGAGACAAGACAUUUCCCUUAGAAAUCAUAGUCUUCUAAUUGGUUUAAUGUAACACAAUAUUCCAUUUAUUAUGAAAAGACCUCAUGUUAACUGGUUUGGCCCCUUGAUACAAGUUGUAAAAAAUAUACACUAUUUAAAGUUUUAACACCAUGUUUUAUUCUAAUAUGGUUUAAUAACCUGUUAAUCAGAAUAGCAAUCAUCCAAUAAUAAUUACUAACAGGCUCUGAAAUAAUGUUUUUAGUUGUACCUGACCAAUUAAACUUUGUGCCUGACAAAAUGACGGGCACCAGAGGAUAGUGUCCGACAAUGCCUAAAUUUGUGCCAUUGCAUUGUCUGUGACUGGUGGUUAAUUUCCAGGCUUGACUAAAUUGAUUAAUGUUAGCAAUUUUUCAUUUUCAUUUUGUCCCACCCUUCUGAAGGGUUGAUGUGUUCAUACUAUGAUACUAAGCUAAAAUGUACAUGUAUCACAAAACUUGGUAAUAAAUGAUAAUUAAAAAUAUUUACUAAGUUAUGUAGUAAUUUUUAUUAUGUACUAUUAUAAAUUUUGUAUAAAUCCAAGUUUUAUUCUUUUACAAGUGCUGUAAUUUUACAUAUCAAAUAUAAAUUUGUUUAUGAUUUAUUGUGUAGCUUUGGUGUUAAAUAUAUAAUGUAAAUGGCUGAAACCAGUAUACAAAAUGUCAUUGAAUAAUAAAUGUCAUUCUAAACAGU